AUGCCCCAGGAGUCGAUUGGAAAUCACGCGACUGCUCAUCAAGAUGGGUCGUCGAGAUGGAAGAAGAUAGCAGCUAAAUAUGGAAUUGACGCUCCGCUUGUGCUAUUGAUGAUUAAGGGAACCGUUGCGCCUACCGUUGGCGUUGCUAUAUAUCAGGUCGACUCCGUUGCGAGACAUUUCUCGACAAUUGGCUAUCUAAUCCCAAUAAUGUCCAUCCUAACCGUUCCGGUGCUGCCUCGGGCGCGAUUUUGCCAGAAUCUUGUAGUGACCUGCCUUUUGACUUGUUUCGCAGCUGCAAUCUCGCUACUUGCGAUGUGGUGUGCGGUUCAGGCUCGAGAAAACACGACCCACCUCAACGGAGAAACAAAUUCUAAUGGUCCGGUUGCUGGUGCUACUAUUACUAACACAUUCCGGGCCUAUCGACCUCAAUAUUUCCUGCCUUCCAUUAUUUUUUCAAUUUUUAUCAAUGUGACGGCAACCUACGGAACGCAAUUUGCAACUAUGAAGGAAGCGGAAUCCCUAGUAACUCAUUUACUGGAGAGUUUUUUCGUCGGAUUUGGAAUCUCAGCUGCCACAAAUCUCCUCCUUGUUCCAUUCACCUCUCGAAAUAUUGUCACCAUGCUAAUGGCUCGAGAACUCCACGGGUUCAAGGGCGCUUUGGAAGCGCAGAGUCAAUAUAUGGCGUCACUUCCCACGCGUGAUUGGUACGGUACUGCAUAUGCUCCGAACGAUCAUGAUAGCGGAAUAGACGACUACUACAAUUCUCUCGCGAGGACCAGCCCUUGGCCUGAGGCCGAUGUUUUGAAGAAGAUCCUAACCAGUAUUACCACACUCCAAGCAAAGUCACAAUCGGAACUUCGCUACGCAAAAGUUGAGGCGACAUGGGGCAGGUUAGACGCAAAAGAUUUGGAGACCAUAAGCCACCUAGAAAGGAAAAUUUUGUUCCCCCUUUUAGGCAUGGAGUGCCUCAGUCAUGCCACGAAUCGCAUCGAGAAACGUGGUGGUUGGGAGGCUGUGAGCGGUUUAAAGGCUGCUCAUUCUCUGACCGAUACUGAGUAUGCCCACCUCCAGGAUAGGGAAAGACAGCAGUGGCACUGGAUAUGUGGGCAGCUGUGUGCUCGUGCCCAACAGCUUCAGAAAGGGAUGACGAUAGGCCUUGACGAGUCAUUGUAUGCUCUGCGACUCGGGAAGCGGCCCGCAUCUUCUGUCAGAACUGACCUCGAAGCGAAUGGCCACAAUUGUUCACCUGAGAAUAGGGACUGGGUCGCGCACUGUGAGGGAAUGAUACAGCAAUUUCUUAAAGAGAGACAAGGCCCCAUAGAAGACUGGUGUGCUUCCAAGGGCAUGGAUGAUUCUUUCCAACAGAACCACGCGACACAACAGGACUAUCCUUUACACCAACGGCACUUGUCUCAGCUGUACCUGGUACUCGAUCUAGAUUAUUUUUGCAUUAUGACUGCGCAAGCGAUCUUAGAUCUGGCUAAGUAUGCUAAAUCCAAAGUGAAUGAUGGAACGAUGGCAAGGAGCAGGCUUAUCUUCCCAACUUGGAAACAACUUAAGAAAUGGGCCAGAGACACAGUAUCUCGCGAGGACAGCAAUUUGGAUUACCAGGAAUAUAGUACCCGAUCUGGUACUGUCAUAGUCCGCCUUAGCGACAUUGAGCAGUCCAAAAAGGAUCCUGAACACCUUCCCCCGGUGUCCGCCUGGGAAAAAAUAUCGGAUAAAUUCCGCAUCAUUUCUCACAUCUUCGGCUCUUCAGAGUCAGCAUUUGGCUUCCGAGUUGCAACAGCCACCAUGGUGAUUUCAAUUGUUUGUUUCUUGAGGGAUUCUCAGCAGUUCUUCAUUGAACAGCGCUUGAUCUGGGGUUCGAUCAUGGUCGCCAUCAGCAUGACGAGAACCGCAGGGUCGGGCAUCUAUGGACAAUUCAUACGAUUUGGUGGAACAGCACUUGCGAUGAUCGCAUCGUACGUUAUUUGGUAUAUCGUCGAUCAGCGAACGGCGGGCAUUAUCGUCUUUCUCGGCAUAACAAUGUUCUUUUACCACUACCCAUUGAUCAAACACCCUGACACCCUCGUCAUUCCAAUGAUAGGAAUGGUCACGGUUAUCCUGAUAGUGGGAUAUGAACUUCAAGUUAAGAAAAUCGGUAUUCCCAUCUCGAUUUCCAAUGGCCAGGUCUACCAUCCCCUGUACGAGCUUGCUCCGUACAGGUUAGCUACAGUCCUUGGUGGCCUGGCUGUCGCAUUCAUCUUUACGCACUUUCCGUCAGUUACUACAGUUCGGCGACAGCUCCGAGAGGACCUAGGAGCUUCUCUUUAUCUGCUGGGCAACUACUAUUGCUCUGUGCAUCAAACAGUAUCACUCAAGAUAAGAGGAGCAGAAGGAGAUCCGGGGGACGAAAGAAGUCCAGGAAGAAGACUCCAGAAAGCUCGAAGUCGACUCUUCGCUAAAGAAAUUAUUCUCCUCGAAGGCAUGAAGAAGCACAAGAAAUUCGCGACAUGGGAACUCGGGUUGGGUGGGAAGUUCCCAGAAGCAUCCUACGACAGGCUCAUUAAUCAUACUCAGCAUAUCGUUCAUUUCACAACCAUGAUAUCUCACGUCGCCGAGUCAUUUCAAAAUUUCCCAACUUCCACUGGGGUUCAAAAAACCUCAGAUUCGUGGUUGAAAGACUUCAAGAAUCUUGUGAUCUCCCUAGAGCUAAGUUCCCGGGAGGUUUCUGCUACUCUCUCUUUGAUCGCUACUGCUAUAUCAACGGGCCGGCCAUUACCUUCGUUCCUUAGAGCUCCAGAGCCAGUCAGCCUGGAUCAGCUGCUCAAGAAGACUGACUGUGAUAUCCUCAGUGCGCUGCACGUGUGUGAGCCGGGCUACGCGGCUUUUGCCGUCAUACAAGUAGCAAGUGCACUAUUGGCGGAUGAUCUAAAAGGUUUGUUGCGUGAGACGAAAAAGUUAGUUGGAGAGGAGAACUUUGGCAUUGAUGUUUUCUCUUUGCAUGAUUAG
Molecule: messenger RNA, 2994 nt
Organism: Penicillium canescens
Lineage: Eukaryota; Fungi; Ascomycota; Eurotiomycetes; Eurotiales; Aspergillaceae
Product: aromatic acid exporter family protein
Exons: 9
Coding region: 1-2994 (997 amino acids)
Source: RefSeq, a predicted model, not a curated record